Messenger RNA from Xiphophorus maculatus (southern platyfish), 651 nucleotides. RefSeq names its product anterior gradient protein 2 homolog. The record is from RefSeq and is a predicted model, not a curated record. Gene Ontology annotation, cellular component: endoplasmic reticulum. NCBI's taxonomy places the organism in Eukaryota, Metazoa, Chordata, Actinopteri, Cyprinodontiformes, Poeciliidae.
UGGGUCAAAAGUUUGAAGAGGGCCCUGUCAGAAAGUGCCAAGAGUCAGAAACCACUGAUGGUCAUUCAUCAUCUAGACAACUGCCCACACAGUAAAGCUCUGAAGGAGGCAUUUGUUGCUGAUAAAUCCAUCCAGAAAAUGGCCAAAGAUGACUUCAUCAUGCUUAACGUGGUGGAGGAAAUUGGGGACAAGCAUCUGGCUCCUGAUGGCUAUUAUGUUCCCAGAAUCCUCUUUGUUGAUCCAUCUCAGACUGUUCGCGCAGAUAUUGUGGGGAAAUACGAAGAGCGUCUCUACACCUACGGCCCAGAUGAGAUGGAGCUCUUGGCAGCAAACAUGAAGAAAGUCAAACUCCUGCUGCACAGUGAACUCUGACGCAGCUCCGCUUCUACCAGGUUGCUCCUGCAGAAAGGCCAGCACUGAACUGUUACAUGGUCUUAUAGAGCUCACUUAAACCAACAUUAAAGAGAAGCAAGUGUUAUUUUAUUCAUGCAUUUGUAAUAUUUCGGUUGCUGUUCUGCAGUAGUGCUUUUUUAUGUCGAGAAAUGGCUGCAUACCUCAGAAAAAAGUGGGAAAACAACUUCAAAUGUCAAGUUCUUUGCAAUGUGUUGUUGUGUCUUAACCACAUUGAAAUAAAUGCAAUUUCAAUGAAAA